AUGAGGAGGACAGAGGAGUGGAUUGAGACAGGCUUAAAUCUGGCUGAUCAGACGCUGCUGCUGCACUCACCACAGCUCCACGCUCUGGGCUUUUCUCAUGGAGUAGACGCCAACAUCUUUCACCCCACAACAAUACAGGCCAACGUUAUUCUAUGGCGUUUUAGCCCUCAUGCAACUCCACCAUCUCCUGUGCAGCCAUCUCGUCAACGCGGAUUACACAGGGAGACUAUUAGAGAACUGACCGCCAAACUUGCCCUGUGCGAAGGAUUUGGACAUAACAACAAUAAGGAUCAUCACCACGGCCUCAACUCCCAUCAUGCAUCAGGGGUUGGCCAUCACAGUGACAAUGGGCACUAUGGUAACCAUCACUAUGGAAGUUAUAUCCCGGAUUCACCGCAACAUCACACAACUGGAGUGAAGGACAGACACGUGACUGCGGGGGACAGCAGCUCUUCUCCCGAGCACAGCGAGAGGAUGCUGCUGGCGCUCAAAGAAAGACUGGAAAAUCUGCAGAAAAGGAACUCCUCGGUGGCGUACUCCAGCUCUCUGAAGGAGCUGCUGCAGAGGAAGAUCAUCGCUCUGGAGACGCAGCUGCACCACCACACGGGGGCACUGUCUGACCGCCACAGCGACCACCAGGGCGAUUACCACAACAACAACGAUCACCAUGACAACCACCACGAUGAUCACCAUGAUAACCACCACAGUGAUCACCAUGACGACCACCGCGAUGAUCACCAUGACGACCACCAUGAUGAUCACCACGACAACCACGACGAUCACCACGACGAUCACCACGACGAUCACCAUGACAAUCACCAUGACGACCAUCACCCUAACAACGAAGCAGACAACGGGUUUGUGUCUCGCACCGCAUUCAGACGUCCCGGACCACGUGCCGGAUUCCAGGCCAACAAACUGGAGACGAUGUUGAACCAGCUCCACCAGACAGGGUCGAGUAGAGUGAAAAGUCCCGAUGCCUUUCUGAUCAAUUUUCCGAUGAGGACAAACUACAUGUACGGGCGUGUAAAGAAGACACUGCUGCAGGAGAUCUUUGCCUUCACCCUGUGUAUGUGGAUCAAACCUGGGAUGGGUCCAGGCCUGGGCACACCCUUCUCUUAUUCUGCACCGGGACAGUCCAACGAGAUCGUGCUCAUUGAGUGGGGCAACAACCCCAUUGAGCUGCUGAUUGAUGAUAAGGCCGUGACGCUGCCAUUGUCGCUGAUCGACGGGAAGUGGCACCACGUGUGUGUGACGUGGAGCACUCGAGACGGGCACUGGGAGGCCUACCAGGACGGCCAACAGAAGGGCUCCGGGGUCGACCUGUCCUCCUGGCACCCCAUCAAACCAGGAGGCGUCUUCAUCCUGGGACAAGAGCAGGACACUCUGGGCGGCCGGUUCGAUUCCACUCAGUCCUUCAUGGGGGAGAUGUCGGAGGUGCACCUGUGGUCCCAUGUCCUGAGCUCCGGCGACAUCCAGAGCCUCUCCUCCUGCGGCAGCCACCUCCAAGGGGACGUGUUUGCCUGGACAGAGGCCGAGGUGGAGCUGCACGGAGGGGUCACCAGGCAUCCCUACGACCCCUGCCAUUGA
Knipowitschia caucasica is the source of this 1590-nucleotide messenger RNA. NCBI's taxonomy places the organism in Eukaryota, Metazoa, Chordata, Actinopteri, Gobiiformes, Gobiidae. The record is from the annotation of a GenBank genome assembly.